UCAAGUUUUGGGUGUUCUUAGCAAUUGUAUUUUUUCAAGUCUUUUGGGGAUUCUUUUUUUUUCAAGUGUGCAUAGAAAGUUGAGAGAGGCAUUUUACCUGCUCAAUCUCACUUUUGUAAGAUGGCCUCUGUAAUUGGAGAAGCUCUUCUAGGAAAAGUUUGUGAGAUAGUCCUUGAGAUAACCCUUCGGAAACUUCCUGAAGAGGCAAACACGGUGGUGAACUUCAGAAAGGAGUUCAGAUGGUUAAAUAAGAAACUCAGACAUGUGAGGGGUUUUCUGAAAGAUGCUGAUCAACAGUCUCGACAUAACGAGGAUGUAAAAGAAUGGCUGGAGGAGAUUCGCGUUAUUUCCAUGCUUGCAGAGGACAUCUGUGAGGAAUGUGCUGUGGAACCUCUGUAUGUAAAUAACGUUCAAUCUUGUGGGUUGAGUUUCAACAAAUGCAUUUUUCGGUAUAGGACAGGGCGGAGAAUUAAGGACAUCAAGGACCGCAUCAGAUCUGUUAUUGAAGAGGGCAACGAGUUGAAGUUAUUGCAUGAUCUUUUUCCUGCAAAUGAAGCAUCACCCAGUAGUAGUACAUCUCAAAGUGUAGAUUGGAAGAGAUCUAGUGUUUUGCCCAGCGGCAGCGAUUCACACACAGUGGGGAUAGAGUCCAAAGUUGAUGACCUGCUUAAGUUGUUGGACAGCAAUGCCUUUCCAGUUAUUGCGGUAGUUGGGAUGGGGGGGAUGGGCAAAACCCAUCUUCUUCAACAUGUUUACAACCACAGCAACAUAAAAGAAAGGUAUGAGAAAUCUAUAUGGCUUUCAGUCUCUCAGUCUUACUCUAUUUCCAAAUUACAGAAAGAUUUAGUCUUUCAGAUAAAUGAUGAAGAGUUAAGUAAACGGGUAAAGGAAAGUGAAGUAAGUGAGCAGGUAUUAGCUCCGGAGAUUCAUAAAAAGUUGAAAGGAAAGAGGUGUCUUGUGGUGUUGGAUGAUGUGUGGAGGGCUAGUAGAGAAGAUGAUUUGUUAGCUAGACUUGGCCUCCCAACUGCAAACAAUAUCCCAUGCAAGAUUGUGGUGACUACAAGAAGCAGGGAGGUUUGUGCAAAUUUGAAUGCUAACAUUUAUGAGAUGCAAAAUUUGUCAGAUGAAGACAGUUGGAGACUAUUUUGCGUUUAUGCAUUUGAGGGAUCUGAGAUAAAGAGAGAGCCAGAGAAGCAUCUGGUAGAGGUGGGUCGUAAGAUUGUAAAACAAUGUGGAAAUCUUCCGCUGGCUAUCAAAACAAUAGCCGCAUCUCUGGCAAAGACCAGAUUGCCACGGGAGUGGGAGUCCAAGCUCCAGCAGCUUCAAGGGCUACAAACUCCCAAUGUUGAUCCGAUCAUGUCUAUUCUAAGACUGAGUUAUGAUUCCUUGCCUGCAGUUCUUAAAGCUUGUUUUGCCUAUCUUUCCUUCUUUCCCGAGGAUCAGGUGAUACAUUGUGAGUAUCUGAUAAAUUUGUGGAUAGGGGAAGGUUUUAUUCCAGCAGGAGAGGGCCAGUGGGAUGCGGCAUGGGACUGUUUGUAUCAACUUGCCAGUCUCUGUCUGCUUCAACUAUGGGAACAAGUUCAAUUAGAUGAAACAAUCCUUCAACAUACUUUAAUCAAACAAUGUAAAAUUCACGAUCUGUUGCUUGAUUUGGCCAUACAGGUAUCAAGAGAAAAUAAAUGUAUUUUUUCUAUUGAGGAAGCCUCCAAAGAUGCAAGUGCUGACUGGUGUCGGAUUUUAUUGGUCAAGAAAGAUAUACAUGAGGAAGACAUCUCAGAUAGUCGUCCUGUUUGUCUCCGCACAUUCUCACUGUCACACAAUAGAGGCAUUGGAAGCAUUCCACCAACCUUGUUCACCGCUAUGAGAGGACUACGCGUUCUCGAUUUGAGCGGGACAGGCAUCUCUGCAUUGCCUGAAAGCAUUGGAAAGAUGAAACUCCUCAAAGUAUUGAAUUUAAAGGAUACAUAUAUUAGAGAGGUAUCAGAGUGUGUGAGACAUCUGAAAAGUCUAUUGUUUCUUGCUCUGCCUCAGGGAUGUUACAAUUUACCAUUAUGGAUAAAUGAAGUUAAAUGUCUUCAGCAUUUAGAAUGUGAGAAUGUUAGUCGCAUGCCAAAGGGAAUAUCAGAGCUGGUCUCUUUGAGAAGAUUGCGAUCAUCACCCUUGUAUCUGUCCAUUGAAGAGGACGAAUUAAUGAAGUCAGAGGAUUUUGCCGAUAUGGCUCAGCUUCAGGAACUACGGUUAAAUGUUGGGUAUGAAAUGGACUUGGAAGGGAUCGUUGCGUCGCUGGUGAAGAUGCGUUGGCUAUACAUUGCGAAUAUGGCCGGAACAGAAGAAUUGGUGGUUCCAGAGAAAGUGGCAGCGAUGAAAGAUCUGGAAAGUCUUACACUAGGUUGUUUUGAAGUGCCAAAUUUGAGGGAACUCGAAUUACAUUGGUAUGGCUAUAGUGAUUCUCUAGAGUUUCAAAUAAUGCCCAACCUUGUGAGGUUGACGUUGUAUGGGGAGAAUAGGAGGUGCAGAGGAAUUGCAAAAGCAUUUGGAAAGGCGGACGGGUUUCCACAGCUCCGCUUCUUGAAGAUUAGUUGGUUUGAUGAAAUAGAGGAGUUUCCAGAAUUGGAGGAAGGGGCAAUGGCAUGUCUUGAGGAGUUGAAGCUAACAAGGUGUCCUAAAGUGAAGAAAGUGGGAGGGGGAUUGGAGCACUUGAAAAGACUCAAGCUCUUCAAUUAUCGUGGGACAGGGACAGAUGAAUUAAGGAAGAUGUUCAAGGAAGGCGGAGAAUAUUGCCAUAAAAUCAAGUCCAUCAAUCCACACGUAACUAUUAAAGGCUAAGUUAAGGAAGAAUUUUUUUUCUUUGGAGAUUUAUGCUCAAGAAAGAAAAUGUUUUUAUUGAGAUCAAAAAUAGAUAAUUUUGGAGCCUUUGAUGAAAGUGCUUUCUUCAGAAUUUUUGCUUUGUUGAAGAUAAAGGUUGCUUUCUUUGGCACCUGGCUUGUAAAGCAUUAUAUGCUUUAGUUGUAUUUCAUUAUAGAAGGAGGAUAGAGUGAUUAUUAUAGAGUUGUUGAUAUACUAUCUGUGUUUCUCCAGAGAAGAGAAAGAUGUAGUCUCCCUAUUAAAUAUAUGAGCCUACAAGUGUAUUAUAAUAUUUUUGUUCCAAAUUAAUACAAUGGUUUGAAGCUUUCAAGA
This is a messenger RNA of Cryptomeria japonica (Japanese cedar), 3177 nucleotides long. RefSeq names its product disease resistance RPP13-like protein 4. NCBI's taxonomy places the organism in Eukaryota, Viridiplantae, Streptophyta, Pinopsida, Cupressales, Cupressaceae. The record is from RefSeq and is a predicted model, not a curated record. Gene Ontology annotation, biological process: defense response. Gene Ontology annotation, molecular function: protein binding; ADP binding. The transcript is spliced from 2 exons. Bases 121 to 2826 code for a protein of 901 amino acids.